AUGAUGCUAUCCUUGACGAGAAGUAUCACCACUUUUCCGUUCCGAAUCUCACAUGCUCCCCAAAAUUGUCGUCUCCACCAUUUUCUUGUUAUCCGUAGCAGUAUUGAAAAUGGCAACAACGCGAAUACGGAUAAUAGCAUCAAUACAUCGCCACCUGUCCGGCCAAGGAUCACUCCACCGGAGACUGUAGAAAUACGGUUCAAAAGGGGUUCUAGAAAAAGGAGAAAGCAACAGCAACAGCAACAAGAGGAGCAACAGCAGGAUAAGAUGGGCCGAAAGGGUUGGGAUUCAAUGAGCCUCACGGAGAAGGCCAUAGAGUUGUACGUGGGUGAGAAGGGUCUGCUCUUCUGGCUCAACAAGUUUGCGUACGCGUCGAUUUUUAUCGUAAUUGGUGGUUGGAUAGUGUUCCGAUUUGUUGGGCCUGCACUCAACCUGUACCAGCUCGACACUCCUCCCCUUCCUCCUAAUUCCAUGUUGAAGGGAUCUUGA
Molecule: messenger RNA, 489 nt
Organism: Striga hermonthica
Lineage: Eukaryota; Viridiplantae; Streptophyta; Magnoliopsida; Lamiales; Orobanchaceae
Source: the annotation of a GenBank genome assembly